GGGCAGCGCUGCCUCGGCUGCGGAUCCUGCUACUCCUGCUGCCAUUGCUGAGCCUGCCGCUGCUGCUGCAGCUGCCACUGCUGGUAUUGCGACUGCUGCUUCAGCUGCAGUCCAUCUCCCGGAACAGCCAGCACCAAGUUCUCCAGGCUGUCCGCAGAAUGCUGCAGGAGCCCCAGAGGUCACCGCGCCGAGGCUGAGCGUGUGCACCGACAAAUAACAAGCCAAGCUCGCUGGGGAUUUGUAAUGCAAGCAGCCUUUCCAGGUUUCUUUUCCGCUUUGCUCUCUUCACCCUGCUGUUGGAUUUGAGAUCAUGUCGGUUAAUAUUGUAGCUUUUGGGAAUGAAAGAGAUGGUUUUUCUGAGGACAACCAGCAGCCCAGUCUGAUCUGGAGCUAUCUCGGGAGAAGUGCUCUCAUUUCCCAGAUCGACAGCAGCUUGUCUGCCAGUCACUUUGGAAACUCAGUUUUCACCGAGUAUCAAGCCUGUGUGUUUGGAAAUGUCAGACUGGUGAUACACGACUGUCCUGUCUGGGAUAUAUUUGCCAGUGACUGGUACACCUCUUGCAGACUCAUUGGAGGAGCUGAUAUUAUUGUGAUUAAAUAUUCUGUCAAUGAUAAGACUUCAUUUCAAGAACUAAAGGAAAGUUAUGUCCCAAUGGUAAAAAAAGCAUUAAACCACUGCUCAGUUCCAGUAAUAAUUUCUGCUGUUGGUGCAAGAAAAAACGGAGUGCCUUGCACCUGUCCCCUGUGCACUUCAGACAGGAGGAGCUGUGUCACAACGUCUGAGGGAGUUCAGCUUGCAAAGGAACUAGGAGCCACUUAUCUGGAACUGCACACUCUUAAUGACUUCUACAUACAGAAGUACUUUGGAGGAGUGCUGGAAUAUUUUAUGAUCCAAAGUUUGAAUCAGAAGUCAUCUGAAAAAAUGAAGAAAAGGAAAAAGAUUCAGAAGGGCCAUCGAGUCCAGCCACCUCAGCUUGAACAGCCAGAAAAAAUGCCAAUCCUGAAGGGUGAAGCCUCCCACUACAACACGGACCUGCACAAUCUGCUCUGUGGCUGCCAGUGUGCUGAUGUGGCCUUCUACCCCGAGGACCUCAGCACAGUUGUGGAGGCCCACAAGGUCAUCCUCUGCUCCGUCAGCCCCCUCUUCAUGCUGCUCUUCGGGGUGAAAAGCCCCGCUGACAUCCAUGACGCCUCCAUCGUGCAGAUGGCACAGAGUCUCUUCGCAGUGGAGGCGGGAGCUGCCUCCUCCACGGCCCCCCAUGAGGCGCCACCCUGUGUCCUGCCCGUAAGGGUGGUGGUGAAGGACUCUGUCUUCUGCUCUUCUCUCCCUGACAUCCUCCACUUCAUUUAUUCAGGUGCUUUCCAGUGGGAACGAUUAGAAGAGGAUGUAAAAAAGAAGUUGAAGGAUGCAGAAAAAACUGAACAAGUGCUUGAGAAAGUUAAAUGCAUCCUGAAAACUCCAGGGAAGCUAAACCCUGUAAAGGACUGCAGGUCUCACCAGAUAAAGCAGUUGUAUAAUACUUCCCUCAGGCUGUUCUUUAACACACCUGUCCUAGCUGAUGUCAUCUUCAAAAUACAAGGUGCAACUGUACCAGCCCACAGGGCAGUUCUGGUGGCUCGCUGUGAGGUUAUGGCAGCUAUGUUUAAUGGUAAUUAUCUAGAGGCAAAUAGUGCCCUAGUUCCAGUGUAUGGGGUUUCCAAAGACACUUUCCUCUCCUUUCUAGAGUAUCUUUAUACUGACUCCUGCUGCCCAGCCAGUAUUCUCCAGGCUAUGUCUCUGUUGAUCUGUGCAGAGAUGUACCAAGUAAUGAGACUUCAGCAUAUUUGUGAGCUCUAUAUUAUCACGCAGCUCCAGAGCAUGCCUAGCAGGGAACUGGCAUCCACCAGUCUCAGUAUUGUUAGCUUGCUAAAAAAAGCUAAGUUUCACAAUUCUGAUUGCCUUUCAACGUGGCUUCUUCAUUUUAUUGCCACUAACUACCUCAUCUUCAGUCAAAAGCCUGAAUUUCAAGAACUUUCAGUGGAGGAGCGCAAUUUCGUAGAGAUGCACCGAUGGCCUUCCAAUUUGUACCUGAAGCAGCUUGCUGAUUACAGGAACUAUAUCCACUCUCAAAAGAGCCACUGCACAGUAAUGUAAGGAGACUGAACACAUGCAAAGUGCAUCUUGACUGCGAAAUCUCGAAUACAGAAUAUAAAAACCAUGUCAGGAGUGAAACCAGGUGCUGACCUCCUCUGGAACACUCCAUGCAAUGCUGUAGUGCACUGACAGAUGUUCUCUGUUUUGCUGAUAAAUCAUUCUAAUUGUUUUCUUUAAGCAUUGAGAAACAUAUCUUGCAGAUUUAUUUCAAGAACAUACUACCUACCUGUGGGGAUUAAAUGUAGUACGGGACAGUGUCAUGACUGUCAUCUGUUCCUCAUUCUAGUUCCUUUAUUGUUUAUUUUACUGGUUUUCAUGGUUAUUUAUGGCUGCUAAACUCGAAUCUGUUGAAAAACGACUGGUUUUGUAAAUCUGUUUAUAAUAGCACAGUAGCAGUGCAGGGAAGCUGAGAAGCCAAAUUGUAAGUUCUUUAUACAUUUCAUAGUGCAAAAAUUUACUGCAGCAUUUGUUGGUUUUCAAGAUAAAAAGUAGGCUUAAUAAGCAUUUUAAUUGCUAUUAGUUUUCUAUUUCAAGGUAAGUCCGUAGUUCUCUUACAAUCCUGUGAGUAGAUACUUUAAUCCCAGAGGAAUGCCCAUGCAUCACUCUAUUCUCUAGUGGCUCCCAAACACCUAGAAAUUGGAAUAAUUUUUCUUGCCAGUAAAUAGGAGAAGAAAGCCUGUUUUAACAAUCUAGAAACACCUUUGUUAGUGUGGUCAUGUUGUAUUUUUUCCCUAUGAGGAGAAAAACCAAGGAGAACAAUAUCUGCUCAGAGUGUACCCAUAUGGUACUGAUGGACUGGGAAGAAAGGGUAGGGGUCAACAGCCUUUUUGUGAGAAAUCUCACUGGCAGAAGUAACUUUUUUGGGAAAAGUGGGUCUUGUAACCACAGGCCCCCACAGCAGCUGAUAGCACAAAUAUCAGGUGUGCUGAUCUUGGAGGAGAUAACCCUUUUGGAUAGACCAGAUAGGCAAGGAUUGUCAACUUCUGUGGUGGGACUUUGAGCUUGACCCCCCGCAUUGAGGACUCAGUUUAAGUUGAAUUAUCUUCAUAUGCUCAAAAGCUACACUGUGUGAGACAAACCUGGCUGUAGAUUCUUUAUUAUAAUAGAGAAAUCAUGAAUAUUAUGACUGGGAUGACCCUUGCAGAUGCUAUUUAUUAUUUUCUUGACCAAAAUUAUGUCAUGCUACUAACUUAGGGGUAUACAUAGUACUAAUGCCAAAAUGAACCCAGCCUUUACAUGGGUACCUACCUGAGCAUAGGGGCUUUUCUAUUAUAAAAACUUACCGAGGAACUAAAUGCUUCAUAAUCAUGCUCACACUUUCAAUUUAGCUUUUUCAUUUUGGUACGUAGUCUGAGCCUGGAAAGAUAAAGGAAAUACACUGAAAAAAAUUCCUUAGUGUUUUCUCAGUAUUCACAGCAUACCACAUUAAAUGUACCUGGAAACUGCACCUGUGAGAAGAAGGUGGCACAGCAAAUUGAUGGAGCUGAACCGUUUUUUUUUUUUACUUUAGCUGUAAGAAUUUUUUUUAUAUUUCAAUACAGUUUUAUAGGUGAAUUGUUCUUUUCAAAUUCCAUGAUAGAGUCAUAGAGAUGUUUUUUUUCUGAUAAUAUGUUGCAGAGCUUGAGAGGGUACUUCCUUUGUUAUUUUUAUAUACAUACACACACAAAAAAACCACUUGUAACUCAGCUGGCUACUGCAGGCUCAAAAUUCUGAGGUUACUUUUAUGCAAGAAUGAUAAUUUUAAUUUUUUUCUUAAAACUUUACAUCUGAAGAUCCUAAAAUUCUUUAAAAGUUGAGAUAUGCUUAUCUAUGCCUUGCAUAUAAGGAGUCUGAAAGAUAAAGAACUGCACUGCCUUUUCAAGAUCACUAAACAGAACUGAAAGGAAAAAAAUAAGUAGGAAAGUUACAUGUAUGGAACUUAAAUGUG
This is a messenger RNA of Empidonax traillii (willow flycatcher), 4061 nucleotides long. It is a transcript of the gene RHOBTB3, whose product is annotated as Rho related BTB domain containing 3. The transcript has 12 exons. The record is from RefSeq and is a predicted model, not a curated record. NCBI's taxonomy places the organism in Eukaryota, Metazoa, Chordata, Aves, Passeriformes, Tyrannidae. Gene Ontology annotation, cellular component: cytoplasm. Gene Ontology annotation, biological process: regulation of proteolysis; proteasome-mediated ubiquitin-dependent protein catabolic process. Gene Ontology annotation, molecular function: GTP binding; ubiquitin protein ligase binding; GTPase activity. The coding region runs from base 311 to 2134 and encodes 607 amino acids.